UUUCUCCAUGAUGUCAAAUAGUUAUUGGCAACUUUUCUGCUCUACUUACUGUUCCGCAAACAAAGGCCAUUGUUUCCUUCACUUCAAACCCAAAUCUCAAAUCCACGUUCAUUUCUUUUCAUGGCUAUCCUCAAAUGCGCUUUCUUGAUUUUCGCUCUUCAUUCGUUUAUGCCAACACCCAUAUCUUCAAACCCUUCAUUGAACAAGGAAGUCUCGGCUCAAAUCCCACUCAACUUCCUUGACUUUGCCAAGAAACCAGAGAUUAUGGAUUGGAUGGUUCGUAUUAGAAGAAAAAUACAUGAAAAUCCCGAACUUGGUUAUGAAGAGUUUGAGACUAGUAAGCUUAUAAGAGCUGAGCUUGAUCUGAUGGGUAUCCCUUACAAAUUCCCAGUUGCUGUUACCGGCGUUGUUGGCUAUAUUGGCACUGGCAAGCCUCCUUUUGUCGCACUUAGAGCAGAUAUGGAUGCUCUUGCCAUGGAGGAACUGGUGGAGUGGGAGCACAGGAGCAAGGCUCCUGGAAAGAUGCAUGCUUGUGGACAUGAUGCUCAUGUUGCUAUGCUUCUUGGUGCUGCAAAGAUGCUUCAAGAACAUCGAAAUGAUUUGCAGGGAACAAUUGUUCUGGUUUUUCAACCGGCUGAAGAAGGGGGUGGGGGAGCCAAAAAAAUGUUAGAUGCUGGAGCUUUAGAGAAUGUUGACGCCAUAUUUGCACUCCAUGUAUCUGCUAGACACCCAAUUGGUGUUGUGGCCUCCCGUCCUGGCCCAAUUUUAGCUGCCUCCAGUUUCUUUGAGGCUGUAAUUAAUGGAAAGGGGGGACAUGCUGCUAUUCCUCAGCAUACAGUAGACCCAAUUUUAGCAGCUUCCAAUGUGAUUGUUAGUUUGCAACAUCUAAUUUCACGUGAAGCUGAUCCCUUGGAUUCUCAGGUGGUUAGCAUUGCCAAAUUUCAAGGUGGUGGUGCAUUUAAUGUUAUUCCAGAUUCUGUUACCAUUGGUGGCACUUUUAGGGCAUUUUCGAAAGAAAGCUUUGUUCAACUCAAACAAAGGAUUGAGGAGGUUAUUACGAAACAAGCAAGUGUACAGAGAUGCAAUGCAACAGUCAUCUUCGAUGAAAAGUCCUCUUACCCUGUGUGCGUAAACAACAAAGAGUUGCAUGAACAAUUCAGAAAGGUUGCAGGGGAAACGUUGGGCCUUCAGAACGUUAUAGAAGCAGAAGCUCGGAUGGGAGCAGAGGAUUUUGCAUUCUUUUCGGAGGCGAUUCCAGGACUUUUCUUCUUUCUUGGGAUGAAGAAUGAGACUCAAGGACCACUUCAAUCAGGGCACUCACCCUACUUUAGAGUUAAUGAAGAUAUAUUUCCAUAUGGUGCAGCUCUACAUGCGUCAUUGGCGACAACAUACCUCUUGGAAAAUCCACCUAAACGUUCUUCACCACCAGAAGGAAGUUAUCAUGAUGAACUCUGAACAGAUAAAAUUGAGGUGUCAAGUAGGUAUGUAGUUGUAUGUCUCAUCCAAACUACUAUGAACUAAUUUGAUUUUAAUGCUGGCAAUAGCUACAUGCUUAAAUUUAACUCGUUCUCAGGAGUCUUGAUGAACCUAUCUUCUAUUGCCUAGUGAAGGAAUUUAUAUUUUGAUGUGGUGCCAAGUGCCGACAACUAUGUGGUCUGUUAAUAGAGUAUUUGACUCUUAAUUCCAGCAAUUAGGUUUAAAAUGCUGACAAUCUCAGUUAUAAAAAAAACAAUAUAUGAAUUGACAUAGAUGGAGCAUACCAGUUUUGGAACUCUUAAUGCUUCAUUUGACAGUGUUGUCCUGUCUGUAUUUUUUGACGGAUAAAUGAAGGCAUG
This is a messenger RNA of Durio zibethinus, 1835 nucleotides long. Its product is annotated as IAA-amino acid hydrolase ILR1-like 4. Gene Ontology annotation, biological process: auxin metabolic process. Gene Ontology annotation, cellular component: endoplasmic reticulum. NCBI's taxonomy places the organism in Eukaryota, Viridiplantae, Streptophyta, Magnoliopsida, Malvales, Malvaceae. Gene Ontology annotation, molecular function: IAA-Ala conjugate hydrolase activity. The record is from RefSeq and is a predicted model, not a curated record.